Oikopleura dioica is the source of this 1662-nucleotide messenger RNA. The record is from the annotation of a GenBank genome assembly. NCBI's taxonomy places the organism in Eukaryota, Metazoa, Chordata, Appendicularia, Copelata, Oikopleuridae.
AUGCUUUCGAGAGUCGCGAGAAAAUCAUCAAGGGCGGCGGGUGCGAUCCCAAUUGCUGUAAAUGACCCGAUUCUGCCGUACGCGCCGGGCUCUGCAGAGCGAAAAGCGCUCCGAGAGGCGUUGACAAAAGUUGAAAGCACCUGCAAAGACAUUCCGAUCAUCGUCGGCGGGGAAGAAAUCAGAAAUGACAACGUCAAAUAUCAAGUUUCGCCCUACAACCACUCGCAGAAGAUCGCCAAGUAUUACUGGGCGGAUAAAGACCUUUUGACGAAGGCGGCCGAUGCUGCCGUCGCUGCUCAGCAUGAAUGGGAGCAUCGACCACUUCGAGAUCGCGUCCAAAUCUUCCUCAAAGCUGCCGAAAUGAUCAAAGGGCCCAAGCGAGCAGAUAUUUGCGCGACGACGAUGGCCGGCCAGGCCAAAAAUGUCAUUCAGGCUGAGAUCGACGCCGCUUGCGAGCUGAUCGAUUUCUUCACCUUCAACGCCCAGUCGGCUCUCGAGCUUGAAACCUCUCAGCCGCUCUCGCCCGAUGUCGGAAUCACAAACAGAAUCUUCUACCGAGGACGAGAGGGCUUCGUCGCUGCCAUUUCCCCCUUCAACUUCACUGCCAUUGGUGGUAACCUCGCCGGUACCCCUGCAAUGAUGGGCAAUCCUACUCUCUGGAAGCCAAGUGACACGGCAAUCCUUUCCAACUACUUGGUCUACGAAAUUCUUCGAGAGUGCGGCCUCCCCGACAAUAUUAUUCAAUUCGUUCCUGCUGAUGGGCCCGUCUUUGGCGAAGCAAUUUGCGAGCACCCAUACUUGUCUAUGGUCAACUUUACGGGAUCUGUUAAAACUUUCCAACAUCUGAACAUGGAAGUUUCGAAGAACUUGCCCCUUUUCAAGACAUUCCCAGCUAUGAUUGGCGAGUGUGGCGGCAAGAACUACCACUUCGUCCACAACUCUGCUGAUGUGCGUCACGUGGCUGUCGGAACUAUUCGAUCCGCCUUUGAAUACUCUGGCCAGAAGUGCUCCGCUUGCUCCAGAGCUUACUUUCCUGCUUCUCGAUGGGCAGAAAUUAGAGAGAAUCUCUUGUCUAUCCAUUCGCAGUUGAAGAUGGGCACCGUCGAUGAUUUCUCUAUCUUUAUGUCUGCAGUCAUUGACGAAGCAUCAUUCAACAGAGUAUCAGGAUAUAUUGACGCUGCCAAGGCCGAUCCCAACUGCGAAAUCAUCGCUGGCGGCGGAUACGACAAAUCCAAGGGCUUCUUCGUCGAACCAACAAUCAUCCUCACCAACGAUCCAAAAUGCUUGACAAUGCAAGAAGAAAUCUUCGGCCCCGUUCUUACUGUAUACGUCUACGAAGACGACAAAAUGGACGAAACUAUUGAAAUCAUGAAAGACACUUCUAUUUACGCUCUUACUGGUGCUAUUUAUUGCGAAAAAGAAUCUCUUGUUCAAGAAUUGACGAUGAAACUUCGCCAAACUGCCGGAAACUUUUAUAUCAAUGACAAAUCUACCGGUUCUGUGGUUGGCCAGCAAUGGUUUGGUGGAGCUGCCAAGUCAGGAACCAACGACAAGGCAGGCGGCCCUCUCUACACCUCUCGCUUCGUCUCUCCACAAGCAAUCAAGCGCACUCACUUUCACAUCAAGGACUGGGCCUACCCGUCCAUGUCCCAGGAAGAAUAA